AUGCAAGAGAACGGAGAAUACCCACCAGAUUUUGUCGCCCAUGGUCUCCACGAAGUCUACUCUCCCUUCUGGUCUGAUCUUCCCCACACAGAUAUCUUCCGCUGUAUCUCGUCCGACCUCCUGCAUCAGCUUCACCACGGAGUCUUCAAGGAUCACCUCGUCCAGUGGUGCACUGCUCUUGUGGCUGGUGGUGCGACCGAACUCGACAAACACCUGCAGUCAAUGCCACCAUAUACUGGGCUAAGACACUUCGAGAAGGGCAUCUCACCUAUCACGCAGUGGAGUGCUGGCGAACAUAGACAGCUCCAGCGUGUGUUUGUCGCUGCAUUGGCCGGUUCUGUGGACUCGCGCGCGAUGAAGGCCGUACGAGCGCUUCUGGAUUUUGUGAUGGUGGCACAGUACCAUUCCCAAACAACCGAAACACUCACACGCUUGCGGCAAUCACUGACCGAUUUCCACGCAAACAAGCAGAUCUUCAUCGCAUUGAAUGCGCGUACUCAAGAUCACUUCAAUAUCCCAAAGCUUCAUUCGCUUCUUCACUACCUUGAAACAAUCCUCGCUCUUGGCUCGCUCGACGGUCUCAACACUGAGAACACGGAACGGCUGCACAUUGAUUUUGCUAAGAAAGCAUGGCGAGGUACGAACCAUAAAGACUAUGUCUUCCAAAUGGCGCGAUGGCUUCAACGACGCGAGUCAGCUCUUGACGUCGAAGAACCCAUUCUCAGCGACACGGAAGACAUGCCAUCCGAUAGCGUCGCUCAUCCACACAACCCGACGCUUCCCGCAGCACCUGAAGUGGCAAAGCACCCGCCUGUCCGUGGAGUUUCGGUCCCUACUCUUGAGGCGGACUAUGGCGCAUUCGGCUUUGUUGCCACCUUAACCACCUUUCUGAUGGAAGAGGGACGGCUUCGACACGGCUUCCACCCGAACGAAUAUGAUCAUUUCGAUCUCUACAACGGCGCUGUUCUUCAUAUCCGCCCCGAUGCACACCUAAACCCCAAUUUGCUCAGAAUGCGUAUUCGAGCAACAGCUGCACACUCAAACGGUCCCAGGAAGUCACAUUCACUGCCAAGAUGGGAUACUGCUCUUCUAGAAGAGGAUCACGACGCCUAUGCAGAGUUUGGUGGGCUCAAUGGUCUUCGUGUCGUGCAAAUACGUGCUAUAUUCAAGUUGCCUGAGCACUUAUCCCGGCCGGUGUUGGAAGAACCACUCGUCUAUGUCCACCUAUUUCGAAAACUGGGUGCCAUGGAUGAAGAUUCGGGGAUGUACAAGUUCAAGCGAGCCACGCACCGAGGUCAACUGUGGGCCCGUGUGGUAAGACUAUCUAAGUUGAUUCGCCCGUGUCAUAUCACACCAAAGUUUGGACGCACUGCUGUGCCGCGAAAUUGGAUAGGUGAAGAACAGUCGUGUUUCGGGCCAUGA
Coniophora puteana RWD-64-598 SS2 is the source of this 1422-nucleotide messenger RNA. RefSeq lists its product as uncharacterized. The record is from RefSeq and is a predicted model, not a curated record. The transcript is spliced from 3 exons. Bases 1 to 1422 code for a protein of 473 amino acids. Lineage: Eukaryota; Fungi; Basidiomycota; Agaricomycetes; Boletales; Coniophoraceae.